Messenger RNA from Python bivittatus (Burmese python), 2057 nucleotides. Lineage: Eukaryota; Metazoa; Chordata; Lepidosauria; Squamata; Pythonidae. The record is from RefSeq and is a predicted model, not a curated record.
CCUGCGCAGAUAAACAGCGAAGGACUGGAUGAGGACCUGGCGGCCAAAGAGGAGAUGGAUGACUCCCGGCUGCAGGAAGGAGGCGGCCCGACGACCAAAGAGGCCGAACCUGAAGGGCUGGAGAGUGGCAGGAGGGAGGAAGGGGGAGAGGCGGAACAGCUGGACCAAAUGUCUAUCCCAAACAACAAAUCACGAAAGAAAAAGAAGAAAAAAAAGAAUAAGAAGAAUCCUUCAGGCGAAGCUCUGUUCCCUGGAGAUGAUGACCAAGUGGAAGAUAUUGAAAGCAUCUUGCUGAGCAUUGAGAAUUCCAGUGGGCCCCCAUGCCAAAGCCAGAGCAGGUUGGUCACGGAUAAUCGGCCUCUGCUUUACAUCGAACACAGGAACCUGAAUCCCGAAACGGAGCUGAAGAGAUACUUCGGGGCCCGGGCGGUUCUUGGAGACCAGAGGCCGCGGCAGAGGCAGCGCCAAUAUGUACACAGCACGUGGUUGACGGCGCCCAAGGAGACUUGGCCACGUCACAGCAAAACAGGCAUAUCCAUGGUGCUGCUAGAAACAAGGCGUGGAGAGCAACAUUUUGCCUUUGAGCACAACCGGGAGUACCAGCUAGUACAGUUCAAAUUCUUGGAUGCUGUGGAAUCGAUGGACCCAAACAAUCUUGUGCUUCUGCUCCAGACGAAUCCUUACCAUGUGGACUCGCUUCUGCAGCUCAGCGAUGUGUGCCGGAUGCAGGAAGACCAGGAGAUGGCCAGGGACCUGAUUGAGAGAGCCCUCUACACCCUGGAGUGCGCCUUCCACCCUGUGUUCAGCCUCACCAGUGGCACCUGCAGGCUGGACUACCGGCACCCAGAAAACAGGGCUUUCUACCUGGCCCUCUUCAAGCAUUUGCUUUUCCUAGAGAGGAGAGGCUGCCCACGGACUGCCCUGGAGGUCUGCAAGCUUGUCCUGAGCCUUGAUCCGGAGAAUGAUCCGCUGUGCAUGCUGCUGAUGGUGGACUUGCUGUCACUCCGAGCAAGAGAGUACACCUUCCUGAUCCGCAUGUUUCAGGAAUGGGAGGGCCAUCGGAAUCUGUCACAGCUCCCCAAUUUUGCCUUCUCCGUCCCUCUGGCUUAUUUCUUCCUGAGCCAGCAGGAAGAUAUUCCUGAAGCAGAGCAAAGCCGAGCCCGUGAGCAGGGAGACAGCCUCAUUCAGCAGGCCCUGAUUAUGUUCCCCAGCGCCCUGAUGCCGCUGCUGGACCGGUGCAGCGUGCAGCCUGACUCCGCGGUCAGCUCCCACGCCUUCUUUGGGCUGGAAGCCCAGCUGAGCGUGCCUUCAGCGCUGAGCCAGCUGGUCUCCCUCUACUUGGGGAGGAGCCACGCCCUCUGGAAGGACCCCGCUGUCAUGGCCUGGCUGGAGACCAACGUGCACAAGGUGCUGCGGGUGGUGGAUGCCAAAGACCCUGUUCUGGAGGAGGCGGAACAAAAGCGAAAGGCAAGGUACCAAAAUGCCCCCAGGAACGUCUACCGCCAUGUGAUCCUCUCAGAGAUCAGGGAAGCCACAGCAGCAUUACCUCCGGAGGUGACCUCACAGCCCAUAAUGGGAUUCGAUCCUCUGCCACCUCCGGACUCCAUUGUUUCAUACACAAGGCCCGAAAGGGCAACCCACCCAACCAACGAAAGUACUUUAUCGCUCUUUUUUCGCUCACUGUUGCCAAACUUCAACUUACAGGGGGAAGUUAGAGCCGGAGGAGAAGAAGAGCCAGGGGCAGGGCAAAACCUCAACCAGGGAGUGAACCGGCUGAUGGCGGCUAUGCGGGACAUGCUGGCAAACAUCCAGUUCCAGGAACCCCCACGGGAUGACAACGCUGAGGGUGAAGGGGGAGAGUGGGACUGAAUCUGGCCCCUGUGUAAUCACCCCACCGACAAUAAACAGGUGUAAGCAGGAAUUGUCUCUAUACCUUGCCUGUGGACGUAGCUCUCCAUUUCCCUCUCUCCCCAUGAGAAAAGGAGGACUUGACUCAGUUUUGGACAGCGUUUUAGAAGGGAAAAGUUUAACAGCCGCCACCCCACCCCACCCCACCC